GAAUGACAUUUGAGUAGGCUUUGUUACACACUUCGACCUAGGAACACUCUGAGUCAGUGAGUAGAACAACACAGGGAUCUCCCUAGGAAGCUAGAGAUAAAUCAAAAACAAACGCGAUGUACGAUUGCUGUCCCGUGUGCCUGGGCAGGCUGCGUCGGCAGGUGAAGACCCCGUGCGAGCACACAUUCUGUAAGAACUGUCUUUGCAAGGUAUACAGGCAGAGUCCAAGCAAGGCGUGUCCUCUCUGCCGGGCGCCCUUGGAGUACUACAUCAGCAAGCGGAACAAUACAAUAAAACUAGUAUUCUUUUCGUAAGGACUGUCACCAAAUUCCUAAGUGAUCCACAGAAGUUCUUUUUUUUGUGUUAUCUGUUUUAAAUUUGCUCGAGUUGGGUUUAAUUUUAUUUGUUAUUAAUCUGUUAAUCUAUUCAUGAUAAGAAACUCAAAUAUACACACAUAGUGCUAAAAUAGCUUGACUUAAGCCUUCAGGGUCUUAUGCAGCCAAGUACAACAAUCGAUUGGAGACCCGGCCUCGUCGUCUUCCUU
Drosophila suzukii is the source of this 544-nucleotide messenger RNA. RefSeq names its product E3 ubiquitin ligase TRIM40. Gene Ontology annotation, molecular function: metal ion binding. Lineage: Eukaryota; Metazoa; Arthropoda; Insecta; Diptera; Drosophilidae. The record is from RefSeq and is a predicted model, not a curated record.